AGUCUUGAUUCGAGACAUGCACAGGUAGUUGGUGUCCAGCUAUCAUCGUUUGAACAUGUUGGACAUUUCGUGGUCUGGAUGGAUAUGGAAUCCAUCAUCAUUGGCUAUGACGACCCUGAUCGGAUUGCUGGCCGGCUAUUAUGGGGUGUGGACUCGUUCCCGUUUUGUCCGUCUCAUCGACGCUCUGCCCGGACCCAAGUCACUUCCCGUCCUGGGCAACAUCAUCGAUAUUUUGAAGUAUUCUGCUAACAAUCGUUUGUGUACUGAAUGGAUCAAACAAAACGGAUAUAUUUUCCGAAUGUGGAUCGGUUACUAUCCGGUGGUUCACGUCGCUCAUCACGAACUAUUUGAACCAAUUCUUUCCAAUUCAAAACUCGUAACAAAAGUGGACGAAUACAAAUUCUUAUUGCCUGAAAACUGCCUUGCUGUGAUACCGGGUGACAAAUGGCGUCACCGUCGCCGAUUGCUGACUCCGGCGUUCCACUUUAAAAUUCUCGAUGGAUUCAUUUCUACCUUCAAUGAAAAGAGCAUGGCCUCCGCUGCCAAAGUGGAAGAAAUUCUGGGCACUGCUGAAAGCCAAGAAAUUAACAUCUGUCCGAUUAUAGUCAAGCUGACUUUCGAUGCUCUCUACGAAACUUCCAUGGGCAAGAAUACGUUGAGUGAAGAGGACACGAGUACAUACGCACAGAAUCUGGACGGAAUGGCGCACAUCUUUAAGGAACGUGCCAUCCGUAAACCGUGGCUGAGGAUCGAUUGGAUUUACAAAUUCACCUCGCUGUACCGCAAACAAAUGCAGUACUCUUCUUUCUUCAACACCUUCCACGAAAAGGUAAAUUCGGCUUUGAUAAUUGAUGUCAUUAUUUCGUCAUGUCACGCGCCAUUGCGGUCGUCAAAACAGGUGAUUCGAGAACGUCGCGAAUUGCAGAAGCGAAACGCAGCAGAGAAACACUCAAGUCCUCAGCCAGUGUUGAACAAUAAUAACGUCGAUGAAGAGGACAUGCUCACACGACCAAAAGAGAGAUUGGCCAUUUUGGAUUUAUUAUUAAAAAUAUCGGAAGAGAAUCCUGAAUUGGACGACAAGGUGAUCGGCGACGAAAUUGCCCUUUUCAUUAUUGCGGGUUUCGAUUCAUCAUCUGUGGCCAUGAAUUGGUUUCUUUACCUCAUCGCUAAACAUCCGGAACACCAGAAAUUGGUGACGGACGAAUUGGAUCAGAUUUUUGGCGAUUCCGAUCGGCCGGUGACGGCGCAGGACUUGACUCAGCUCAAAUAUUUGGAGUGUUGCAUCAAGGAAACUUUGAGGUUGUAUCCAUCCAUUCCAUUAGUGGCGCGAUACUUAACGGAAGAAGUUCAAGUUGGUGAUUACACUUUACCAAAGGACUUGCCAGUUAUAGUAAAUAUUUUCUUGAGCCAGCGCAACCCAGAAGUUUUUCCUGAACCGGAUGCUUUCAAGCCGGAACGAUUUCUACCGGAAAACAGCGUGGGCCGACAUCCGUACGCCUUCAUUCCGUUUAGCGCCGGACCCCGCAAUUGCAUUGGACAAAAGUUCGCCAUGAUGGAAAUCAAAAUUUCACUCGCCAACAUAUUGCGGCGGCUGCGAUUUUCUUAUUCUGAUACGUCGGCUCCACUUGAUUUCUCUCCCCUUCAAAUUACUUUUUUAAAACCGAAAGACAAUCAAUGCAAAUUAAUCGUCUCUAAAAAAAAAUCGCCCAAAAAUCUUUGAAAAUUGCAUUACAACGAACUAAAAAAAAAUUAAAUUAAAUUAAAUUCUUCUCUCAGC
Molecule: messenger RNA, 1777 nt
Organism: Daphnia pulex (common water flea)
Lineage: Eukaryota; Metazoa; Arthropoda; Branchiopoda; Diplostraca; Daphniidae
Product: cytochrome P450 4c3-like
Exons: 11
Coding region: 56-1720 (554 amino acids)
Molecular function (GO): iron ion binding; monooxygenase activity; oxidoreductase activity, acting on paired donors, with incorporation or reduction of molecular oxygen
Source: RefSeq, a predicted model, not a curated record